Lactuca sativa (garden lettuce) is the source of this 859-nucleotide messenger RNA. Its product is annotated as emp24/gp25L/p24 family/GOLD family protein. Lineage: Eukaryota; Viridiplantae; Streptophyta; Magnoliopsida; Asterales; Asteraceae. The record is from RefSeq and is a predicted model, not a curated record.
CUGAAAAAGCGUCUGGGUGCAAAUCGUUUUGUCAAUCGGAAGGAAAUCGGUAGAUGGAGAGAGGAGAGAGAACAAUGAAAGUAUAUGCGAUUUUGGGGCUUCUUCUCUUUUCUGCUUUCGUCGGCGAUGUAUCGGCUCUUUCAGUCACCGUGAACGACGUCGAAUGUGUAUACGAGUAUGUACUUUACGAAGGCGAUACCGUUUCAGGCAACUUUGUUGUUGUCGAUCAUGAUAUAUUCUGGAGCUCCGAUCACCCCGGCAUCGACUUUAUCGUGUCAUCUCCCGGAGGAAAUGUAGUACAAACCAUGAAAGGAACAUCUGGAGAAAAAUUUGAGUUCAAAGCUCCAAGAAGUGGAAUGUAUCAAUUCUGUUUCCAUAAUCCUUACUCAACUCCAGAAACUGUCUCUUUCUACAUACAUGUUGGUCAUAUUCCCAAUGAGCAUGACCUAGCAAAAGAUGAGCAUUUGGACCCUGUGAAUGUGAAAAUUGCUGAAUUGAGGGAGGCAUUGGAAUCUGUUACAGCUGAACAAAAAUACUUGAAAGCUCGUGAUGCUCGACAUCGCCAUACAAAUGAGAGCACGCAUAAAAGGGUGAUCUUUUACACAAUUGGAGAAUACAUUUUGUUGGCACUUGCAAGUGGACUCCAAGUGGUUUACAUACGUCGCCUGUUUAGCAAGUCGGUUGCAUACAACCGGGUUUGAGCUUUGAAUCAAUCAAUUGUAUCUUAUCUUUCUUCUUAUAUUUAUUGUUAUAGAUUAGAACUCGGGAACAUUUAUGUUAUCUAUCGUGUUUAGAGCUUUUCGAUGUUUUACCUUUUUACUUACCUUCAAUUAAAUUAAUGCAAUCUUGCAAUUUUCAA